UUGGCUUGUCGUCACAGUCAAUUCUUCUCAACUCUUCAAGAAUGGCGUCUCUACAGUUCUUCCUCUUGUGCCUGAUGGUCGCAGCCUCCAAGGCAGCGCCCCAAUCCACAGAAGUCAAAGCGCCAAUGCCAUAUCAGUUUUCGUAUGGAGUGAACGUCCCCGAAACCGAAGACAUCAAGGAGCACAAAGAGAUCACUUCGCCGGAAGGAAGAACCGAAGGAGAGUACCGCUGGCUGCAGCCUAAUGGCCUCUUCAGGAUCGUUCGCUACUACGUUGACGGCGACUCCGGCUUCCAAGCCGUCGUGAGCGAGGAGGAGGGCCCCGUCGUCGAGAACUACUACAGGAACUCCCUCAGUGGCGACAGCUCGGUGGGUCUCGCCUCCUCUGGCUCCCUCAACUUCGGCAAGAGCUUCGACGGCUCCCAGGGCAGCAUUGGCGCUGCCGUUAACGUCAUCAAGGCUCCGCGUCCGAGCCUUAACCGCCAACCCGCUGUUGCCCGGCAGCCGGCUGUUAGCGCCCAGGCGGCCUUCGCUCAGCAACCAGUCAACAGUGCUCAGGCAGGAGUCGGUGCCCAGUCUGCCUUCAACCGCCAGCCAUCAGUCAAUACUCAGCUCUCCUUCAGCCAGCAACCAUUGGCUAAUGCUCAGACAUCUUUCGGCAGCCAACCUUCUUUCAAUGCCCAGGCAACUUUCGGCAGCCAGCCCUCUGUCAACACACAAACGGCCUAUAACAACCAGCCCUCAGUCAAUACUCAAGUAGCCUUCAACAGCCAGCCUGCUGUUAACACUCAGGCAACGUUCGGUGCCCAGCCUCCAGUGAACGCCCAGUCUUCCUUCAACUCGCAGCCAUCAGUUAAUGCUCAAGUAGCUGUCAGCGCCCGUCCCUUAGUGAACACGCAAGCGGCUUUCAACUCCCAGCCCGCAGCCGCACAGGCGUCUUACAACCCGGGAACAGUUGUUCACUCAGUCAAGGCCAGUCGAGACCAAAUGCUAUACCCGGCCAAAAAAGCCCAAACGCCGACCAACAGCCCCCGUCAGCCCACGCGUACGUCAGCCAACAGCCACUCGCCAACCAGCCCUCAGCCCCAGCCCCAAAUAUGGUCUCAAAUCCCCGGUUUGCCUUCAGGUUUCCCGGGUCGUUCCCCCGGCCCCCGGCUUCGGGGUGCAGAUCCUGGCUUUGCGUUCAGACGCCGGAUUUUCCCCCACAGAGCUUUCAACAAGAAGAGCUUCAGCAGCAAGAAGAGCAGCAGUCAACAAAGCAGCAGUCAGCAGGAGAGUUUCAGUAGUUCGUUCUCCGGAGGAUUCGUAGAUGGAGGAUUCAUCAACGGAGGUAUCAUCGAUGGAGGAAUUAUUGAUGGAGGAAUAAUCGACGGAGGAAUCAUCGACGGAGGAAUCAUCAAUGACAGCUCCUACGAGGACUCGACGGGAGACAACUACCAGGGUUGA
Penaeus monodon (black tiger shrimp) is the source of this 1445-nucleotide messenger RNA. RefSeq names its product paternally-expressed gene 3 protein-like. The transcript has 4 exons. Gene Ontology annotation, cellular component: extracellular matrix. Lineage: Eukaryota; Metazoa; Arthropoda; Malacostraca; Decapoda; Penaeidae. The record is from RefSeq and is a predicted model, not a curated record. Bases 42 to 1445 code for a protein of 467 amino acids.